GGUUAUCGGCAUAUUCCCUCCUUACGAGCUGUCACGCUGACAGCUCGAGAGGAGAGCUGGUAAUCGGCAUUCCUCGGAGGGGACAUCUACGCUGAUCAUCAGGGCACUGAUGAUCAGUGUGCCCUGAUGAUCAGUGUAGCCCCAGCAGUGCCAUCUGUCAGUGUCCAUCAAUGCCAGUUGUCAUUGCCCAUCAAUGCCACCUGCCAGUACCCAUCAGUGCCUCAUCAAUGCCACAUAUCAGUGCCUACCAGUGCACAUCAAUGUCACAUAUCAGUGCCCAUCUGAGCUGCCUUUCAGUGUCACCUAUCAGUGCCAGUCAGUGCCACCUAUCAAUGCCAGUCAGUGCCACCUGUCAGUGCUGCCAAUCAGUGCCGCCUUUCAGUGCCAGUCAUCAGUGUUGCCCAUCAGUGCCAGUCAAUGCUGCCUGUCAGUGCCCAUCAGUGCUGCCUAUCAGUGCC
This is a messenger RNA of Staurois parvus, 458 nucleotides long. NCBI's taxonomy places the organism in Eukaryota, Metazoa, Chordata, Amphibia, Anura, Ranidae. The record is from the annotation of a GenBank genome assembly.